Capronia epimyces CBS 606.96 is the source of this 945-nucleotide messenger RNA. RefSeq lists its product as uncharacterized. NCBI's taxonomy places the organism in Eukaryota, Fungi, Ascomycota, Eurotiomycetes, Chaetothyriales, Herpotrichiellaceae. The coding region runs from base 1 to 945 and encodes 314 amino acids. The transcript is spliced from 2 exons. The record is from RefSeq and is a predicted model, not a curated record.
AUGCCAGGAAGAUUCCCUCGCAGAAGCAGCAGGGAAGACGCUGACCGCCACCGACGUCGACCGGCACCCCGACGGCCUGUCUCUCAGCUGUCAGCAAGCAGUGGUUAUGACGAUGGACACAGCAGCAACUAUGAUGAUAAGUACGACAUUCAUCCUUGGGAUAGAGUGCUCAUCUCGCUGUUCCCGGCGUUGCUGGCAUGGGUGGCCAAUGGCCAUGGUUUGAUAUGUGCCGACCUAUGGCUCUUUCGGCCGCCCUUCGCGACAAACUCCCAGGUCAAUCACCCCUCGACGCGCCCCGAGGCUGAAACAGAGGCUGGGCUUGUGGGCACUGUCGUCCUCCCAAUCCUCCCCGGCCCUGUCCGUCGAUUCCACUUCGACGUGUCAGUCAUGACGCUUUCGCCAACGGUAUAUACCCUCGGUGCCAGGUACUCGGAACUCAGCUGGCCAGUACUUGCAUCUCAGGGGUUCACUAUGAAUGAGUUGCAUCAUAACCAUGAGCAUGACGCGACUUGGUGGCAUUUGGAGCACGACCAGACCCUCCCUGCAGGCCAACAACACCAACGCAAAGAGGCCAUGAGGGUGAUCCGCCACCGAGACCUCCCCGGCGUGGAUAUCCUAUGGACAGGACACAACGAGGCCGUUAGUCCUUAUGCGUUCGUUCACCUGACGGCGACUGCCAUGGUCGAUCUCAACAUUUGGAGUAGAGGAGUCGAGAUGGGAGUUGUGGGACGAUGUGCCGAUGUCGAUAUAAGCACGCCCGAUGUGUAUCACAUUACCGUGCGUGACAAUCCCUUGGAUGUCCCCGGUGCUGGCCCAGAUGCUGCUACACUCGGAUCUAGGAUUACUGUUGGCUGGAUACACCCAAGCAGCGAGGACAGUGGCAGCAACGCCGAUGAUGGAAUAUUCGAGAGCAUCGUCCAGGGGGGCUUGGGAACAGACAAUUGA